This is a messenger RNA of Gadus macrocephalus (Pacific cod), 778 nucleotides long. It is a transcript of the gene mrps11, whose product is annotated as mitochondrial ribosomal protein S11. The record is from RefSeq and is a predicted model, not a curated record. NCBI's taxonomy places the organism in Eukaryota, Metazoa, Chordata, Actinopteri, Gadiformes, Gadidae. Gene Ontology annotation, molecular function: structural constituent of ribosome; small ribosomal subunit rRNA binding; mRNA 5'-UTR binding. The transcript is spliced from 6 exons. Bases 139 to 702 code for a protein of 187 amino acids. Gene Ontology annotation, biological process: ribosomal small subunit assembly; translation; maturation of SSU-rRNA from tricistronic rRNA transcript (SSU-rRNA, 5.8S rRNA, LSU-rRNA). Gene Ontology annotation, cellular component: ribosome; mitochondrial small ribosomal subunit.
ACUUGGACUGGACUCAGCAGGCCUGGUUCAAUGUCAGCGUGCUGUUGAGCUGCUCGGACAUACAUAACAAAAUAUCACCGAGUAUCACCUCUUAUCAAAUCCAAUGACAUAAUAUCAUAUAUGAUAUACACGUAAAUCAUGUUCAAGCUGAACUGUUCGUUAGUCGGCUCCAUAAAGAAGUUGUGCUGCUCCAGCCGGGGAGCUGCCGGUGUGCAGCGGGCAGUGGGCACUAGCACCGCCGGGCAGCAGGAGCCCACGGCGGCCGCAGGGGGCGCAAAGGAGCCGACCAAGGACUUCAGUUUGUACGCACCACUGCCAGGUCAAGAGAGCAGUCUCCGGUGGGCGGGUCAUAAGUUUGACCAGCUGCCCAUCGCUCACAUCAAGGCCACUUACAACAAUACUCACGUCCAGGUCACGGACAGUGCUGGCCUGUCAUUGGUCAGGACGUCAUGUGGAACCGAAGGCUUCAAGAACAUCAAGAAGUCGACGCCCAUCGCCGCUCAGACUGCAGGACACUCGGCUGCCAUGAAAGCCGUGGCUAAGGGCGUGACCUACGUACGUGUCAUGGUGAAGGGUCUUGGGCCGGGACGCUUGUCUGCUAUUAAAGGUCUGAGUAUGGGCGGUAUCGAGGUUGUCUCCAUCACAGACAACACCCCUGUCCCCCACAAUGGAUGUCGCCCACGCAAAGCAAGGAGGAUCUAAAUGGACUAAACCAUGUUGUACUGGAGGGGGCGGGUUGUGUUUAUAAUUUGCAAAUAAAUUAAAAUGUUUUUCAUGA